CGCAGGGGUUCAGUUAACUCUGGACCUCCAAUCUACUAGGUUCCACGAGUUUGGCUUACUAACCUAAUCACUUUGUUUAUGCAGAAACAUAAAAUCCUGACACUUUCUAAAAACAUCUCGAACAACAGAGGAAAACUCAUGUAACUGAAAUAAGAAGGAACUACCCAGUGAUUCUCAACUAAUUAGUGAAGUUUCAGAUUAUAUAAACGAUAUUUCAGAACGUUUUACAGUUCUCAAAAAACACGUGAAAAUACAAGUGAAAGUUAUUUGUUUAUUUCAUGUACUUUUGCCUCCUUGUCUUUCGCGAGAUGGAAUGCGAAUCACUUGACGUGCAAGAAUGUUUCCUCAAGGCAUGGUGCUGAUCUGACUGACGGUGGACAGCUUGGUACGUGACGAUACCAUGGUGGCUCAAUUGGACCUUGAGUGGGAGGUAUCUCUGGGAGACGAAAUGGUCGAUCCCCUCUCAAUAUCCUGCAACUUGACGUGCUGCAAGUACAGUGACGAUGACGAUGAUGUUGUCUGCUUCAGUGACUUAAAUUUCACAGAAUAUAAGAACCUAACGACAUGGGCGCCUUGGGAACUGGCUGUGAGGUGGACUUUCGCUUCGCUGAUCGUGCUCGUGGCUGCCCUCGCAAACCUGACGAUCAUCAUCAUCCUGGCUAAGAAUCGUCUUCUCCUCCGCACUUCGGUCAAUCAUUUCAUUCUCAACAUGUCUGUGGCCGACUUGACUCUUGCACUCACCGGCCCCAUCCCCUUUACUAUACGGGACACUAGCAUGUUCUGGCCUCUCGGUGAAGCUUGGUGCUACUUGGAAGGAUACAUACAAAUGGUCGUGAUGCUGGUGAGUCUUGAGUCGCUUGCCACCAUCAGCUGUGACCGCAUGAUGGGGGUGGUGCGGCCCUUCCACACCCACCUCAAGACAUGGCAGUCCCUCGCCAUCAUCAUCAUCAUCUGGGUGUCCUCCGCAUUGCUCGCCGUGCCGUGGGGCCUCUACAGGGUAUACACGAUACGCAUGUGGAAAGACCGCACGGAGACUAACUGCGGGGAGAAGGAGACACUGUACGUGUGGUGGAUGGCACUAGUGGGCCUCGCGUGGCUGUCGCUCGCCAUCAUGCUCGUCUGCUAUUCUACCAUCCUCGCUUAUUUCAGGCAUCCCAGCUACAAGAAUGUCUCCAAAAGAGAACACCCCGUGAUGACUCACCUCAAGAAGCGAGUGGUAAAAAUGAUGUUCCUGUUGGUGGUGACCUUCGCGGUGUGCUGGCUGCCCAUGCAGCUGCUCAACAUCUUCCACACCAACUUUCUGAAUGACUUCGGUGGCUUGAAGGAUGAUGCCUCAAAGAGGAAUUACGCGGCGCUGAUGACGGUGUCCCAAUACAUGAUUUACGUGAAUCCCGUCGUCAACCCAGUCAUCUACGGCCUCCUCCACCAGAAUUUUCGACGUGCCUUCAGGCUCACUUUCCCCUGCAUCUUUACACGGAAGUCCACCCUGGUCCUGACCCGCGGCCAAGGUGUCACCCGAUACAUGUGGUCUGUCAGAUCGACUGGCUCGCAGCCAAGCGUCACCGGGCAGCACAGGCACAGCAGCGAGAGACAGGUGCAGCCUUACUCCCCUGAGCGCAACACUACAACGCCACGGCGGAGAUUGAGUGGUUCCGAGACACUCAGUGAUGAAGCGCAAAGAAACAGUCAUGUCAGCAGUAAGGAUGAGCGAAAGAGGAGAAAGAAGUGCUGCAUUCUGAAACCUCGGCGUCUUGCACGACAGAAAUCUAAGAAAGAGGAUAGAGGGUCUCCUGAGAAUGACAAUGAUGGAAGAUUCUGCUCUGCAGGCUCUUCCUUCGUCAAUGAAAAAUAUGUACGAGACUUGCCUCAGAAGAUUUCCAUUGUGAGCAAGGGCGCCCUGGGUCACCUUAUCACAGAGGUCAUCGAGGAGGAGACUUCAAGUGAUGCAGAGAGGGAGAGAGUCUUGUGAAAAAAAAAGUGACAUUCUUGCCUAAUUUCAUUAAAGUAUAUUUUUUUCUGAUGUAAGAGGGAGAACUGCCAAAGGCAAAAAAAUGAAUAUUAGAAAAAAAGGUCCACUGGAAUUGUAGUAUAUCCAUUUGGUAAUCGUAGUGAAGGACAGUCCAGACAUGUUCACUGGAUGUGAUGGAGAUUUGAGGAACUCUUGCCAUAAAAAGAAAGAAAAAAGAAAUUACUGUCUGGAAGACUGAUUCUAAUUGAUGGAUGAGCUUAUAAGUGAAAUAGUAAAUUUAAGGCAUGAAAUACUAUGAAAAUAUCCUGUUUGAUGUAAAUGUUGUUAUACUUUAAGUAUAUUCCAUAAAGCAUUGCCUGUGCUGGCGCAGGCGAGGAUAAACUUCUUAUGUUUAGAAAUGUUCUAGACUCAUUAUCUUAUGAUUCGAUACUCCGUUUGAUUGGUCACAUUCAGAUUUCAGGUUGAUGAACACUGUGUUGGUGACUUACUUCUUUGAAGCUAUAAAAAAAAAAAAAAAAAAAAAUCCUGAUGAUGGCAGGUGAGAAUUUCCAAACGAGUUUUAUGGAAACCAAUCCCUUGGUUAUUGAGUCAUAAGAAUGUCUAGAAAAGCUUCUAACUUGGCAAUACCUCUUCUUAUAGACUGGAAGUUGUUGCCUUUAGUUGAUUUACUUACAUAGCCUUGUGGAGAUAAUAUGUGCAAACAGUGACAAAUAAUAAUCAGAUUAUAUAGUAGUAGCAGACUUAUAGCGAUUAUAGACUCUGCUGGCAAUGGAUGUGAAACGAAGCCUUGUUUGCUAUCAGGUCACAAGUCCUCAGAAACUUUUACUCUUCCAUUAUCUGCUUUCUUUCUUUUUUUUUUGUAUGUUCUCCUUUUCUUUCUCUUUCGUUCUCUUUCUUCAAGACCAGUCAGUAGUAGUAGUAGUAGUAGUAGUAGUAGUAGUAACAAAACAAGUAAUAAUUAUCACCACAACACACCACCACCACUACCACCAUCACCACCACCAAAGUUCUUAACGAAGCCCAAUAUACGUAGAUGUAAAGCCUCCAACAAACUCCCCUUCACUUUGUUGACCUAAGUGUUGAUAAUUCUCCCCUCAGUAACACCUCAGCAGGAAGCUAAUGGCGGGGCCUCCAGCGGUACAGUGAGAAGUGGAGAGCGGAGGGGAGAGCGGAGGGGAGUUUGGUGGAAGCGGUGAUACGAUGGAAAGAAGGAAAGGAAGGAAGAAAGGGCUACAGUAACAUGGCGUAAAGAGGAGAAACGUGUGGUAUAAAGUCAGUAAGAUGAACAAGAGAGUACGAUAAUGUGGUGUGGCGCAUAAGUGAGGAACAAAAUUGUGUGAAGGCGUAGGAAGCAUAAGGAUGAAGAGGAGGUUGUGUUAAGGAAGAAGAUAAGAAGUAUGAAGCGAGAGUGUGGC
Portunus trituberculatus (swimming crab) is the source of this 3384-nucleotide messenger RNA. Its product is annotated as substance-K receptor-like. Gene Ontology annotation, molecular function: G protein-coupled receptor activity. Lineage: Eukaryota; Metazoa; Arthropoda; Malacostraca; Decapoda; Portunidae. The transcript is spliced from 7 exons. Gene Ontology annotation, biological process: G protein-coupled receptor signaling pathway. Gene Ontology annotation, cellular component: membrane. The coding region runs from base 401 to 1969 and encodes 522 amino acids. The record is from RefSeq and is a predicted model, not a curated record.